AUGCGCAAACGCGCCGCACUGGCAGUGGCCGCCGAGGCCUACACGCUCUCGUACCUGGUCCUCUUCGCCCUGCUGGGCACCCUGGCCCGCCUGACCCUGCAGGCCCUCGCCAGCUUCCCCGGCGCCCCCGUCGUGUUCGCCUCGGUGUGGCCCAACUUUGCCGGCAGUUUCGUCUUUGGCCUCGUGGCUGACGACCGCGUCCUGCCCCGGCCCGUUCUCUCUGCUGCUGCUGCUGCUGCUGCCGCUGCUGCCGCUGAGGCUUCCGCGUCUCCAUCCGGUGAGAACCACGGCGUCUCGGACGACCCCGAGUCCACCUCUCGGCAGCCGACGACGACGCCGGCCCCGAGAAAGAAGAAGACGCCCCUCCACGUUGGCCUGACCACCGGCUUCUGCGGCUCCUUCACUUCCUUCUCCUCCUUUGCCAGGGACGCCUUCCUGGCCCUGGUCGACGGCCUCGCCCCUGAUCCGCCCGGCAGCAACAAUGCCGGAACCAGCGGUGGUCGCUCCUUCAUGGCCCUCCUCGCCGUCCUCCUCGCCACCGUCUCGCUCUCGCUCGCCGGCCUCUUCUCGGGCGCCCACGCGGCCCAGGCCCUGAAGCCCGCCGCCGCCGGACGCCCCGCUGCCCUCGGUUCCGUCCGGACCGCCCUCGACCGCGCCGCCCUGGUCGCUGCCUGGCCCUGCUGGGUGGCCGUCGUCGUGCUCGCCGCGGCCGCCGCGCCCCUGUCGGAUGCGUGGCUGCGCGGCCAGGUGCUGUUCGCCCUCGCCUUCGCGCCCCUCGGCUGCCUGGCCCGCUACUACCUCUCGGCCGCCCUCAACGGCCGCCUGUGGCCCCGCUUCCCGCUCGGCACCUUCGCGGCCAAUGUGGCGGGCACCGCCGUGCUGGCCGCCGCCUGGGACCUCGCCCGCGCCCGCGCCCGCCCCGACGGCGGCGGCGGCGGCCUGGCCGGCUGCCUGGUCCUGCAGGGGGUCCAGGAUGGCUUCUGCGGCUGCCUCACGACCGUGUCCACGUGGGUUGCCGAGCUGGCCGAGCUGGGCCGCCGUCGCACGCGCGACGCCUACGUCUAUGGCGCGUCGAGCGUCGCCGUGGCCCUCGUUCUGACUAUCGCCAUCAUGGGGGGUUUCGCGUGGUCACAUCCGGGAGACCUGGAGAUGCACUGCGUAUACUGACUAUGGCUAGCUUUAUUUCCCACCGUAAUCGUAGAACUGCAAAAGAAGCUAAUAUAGCAAAAUAAUAAUAAGGAGGAUCAUCACCUUUAUAAAACAUUCAAAAUAUUCAUUCAAUUGUGUCGGCGAAAUCACCAAGUGUAGUAGUGGAUGACAGCUGAUGGAUGUC
Messenger RNA from Gaeumannomyces tritici R3-111a-1, 1333 nucleotides. RefSeq lists its product as hypothetical. The record is from RefSeq and is a predicted model, not a curated record. Gene Ontology annotation, cellular component: membrane. The coding region runs from base 1 to 1167 and encodes 388 amino acids. NCBI's taxonomy places the organism in Eukaryota, Fungi, Ascomycota, Sordariomycetes, Magnaporthales, Magnaporthaceae. Gene Ontology annotation, biological process: fluoride transmembrane transport. Gene Ontology annotation, molecular function: fluoride transmembrane transporter activity. The transcript has a single exon.